AAUAUUUGACACGCUGACUAUGAGCAAACCCGAGGGUGUGACCCCAUGCGUUGCCAAAACAGGUUUUUGCAAUAUUUGCUGCAGAUCAGAGGACACUUCUAUCACCAAGCACCAUAAGUCGUGUCAUAGAACUGUUGCUAAUUGUUUGUUUGUUUUUUUUAACGUCGUUGGAGAAGAAGAGGGGUUAAAACAUUAAAAGAGCGUGAACAAUAUUUUGUUUGGAUUUACCAGGCCGAAUUGAAUGCAAUUUGAGUAUAGUCAUUUUUUUUUCAUUUUCAUUUUACUUGGUAGUCUCAUAGUUUCAUUAGUCAGGAGGACACGGUUAGCCAAGUAUGACAAGCCAAAGCCGAAUUUUGAUAAAAGGAGGCAAAGUUGUAAAUGAGGAUUACUCUGAGAUUGCUGACGUUUAUAUUGAAAAUGGGGUUAUACAUGCAGUGGAGCCAGAUCUAAAAGUUCCGGCUGGGACGCGAGUCGUCGAUGCCAAGGGCAAACUACUGAUGCCCGGAGGAAUCGACACGCAUACACAUAUGGAAUUGGCAUUUAUGGGCACCGUGGCGGCAGACGACUUCUACACUGGUACAAAGGCUGCAUUAGCUGGCGGGACCACCAUGAUCCUGGACUUCUCCAUCCCACAGAAGGGGGCUUCUCUCCUGGAGGCAUACGAGAGAUGGAGGAGCAUAGCCGACCCCAAAGUCUGCUGCGACUACUCCCUUCAUGUGGCCGUCACCUGGUGGAGCGAUUGGGUGAAGCAAGAGAUGGAGACUCUGGUUGAAGAGAAAGGAGUGAACUCUUUCAAGAUGUUCAUGGCUUAUAAAGACGUCUUCAUGCUGAGUGACCAGGAACUCCAUGCUGCAUUCUCCCAGUGUAAGGACAUCGGCGCGAUUGCUCAGGUGCACGCAGAAAAUGGAGACCUUAUUGUUGAGGGUGCCAAGCGGAUGCUGAAACUGGGCAUCACGGGGCCCGAGGGACAUGAGAUGUGUCGACCUGAGGAGGUGGAGGCCGAGGCGACACAGCGCGCCAUCACCAUCGCCCACGCCGUCAACUGCCCACUCUAUGUCGUUCACGUCAUGAGCAAGUCAGCCGCCAGGGUUGUGGGAAACGCCCGGAGAAACGGGUGUGUUGUGUUCGGGGAGCCCAUAGCAGCCGGCCUGGGCACUGAUGGCACUCAUUAUUGGCACAAGGACUGGGCCCAUGCAGCGGGUUUUGUCAUGGGCCCACCACUGAGACCAGAUCCCAGCACUCCUGGCUACCUGAUGGACCUUCUCGCUAAUGAUGAUCUGACUGUGAGCGGCACAGACCACUGCACGUUUUCGGUGUGUCAGAAAGCUCUGGGCAAGGACGACUUCACCAAAAUCCCCAACGGGGUGAAUGGGGUGGAGGACCGGAUGUCUGUCAUAUGGGAGAAGGGUGUGCACAGUGGUAAAAUGGACGAAAAUCGAUUUGUAGCCGUCACCAGCAGCAACGCGGCAAAAAUCUUCAACCUUUAUCCCCAGAAAGGGAGGAUUGCCAAGGGCUCUGAUGCAGACCUGGUCGUUUGGGAUCCCAAAGCCACGAGGUUGAUUUCGGCAAAGACCCACCACCAGGCUGUGGACUACAACAUCUUCGAGGGUAUGGUGUGCCACGGGGUUCCACUGCUGACCAUCUCCAGAGGGAUGGUGGUGUAUGAAGGGGGCCGCGUGAUGGCCCAGCCAGGUCAGGGCCGGUUUAUACCACGCAAGCCCUACGCUGACAUGGUGUAUAAGAGGAUCAGGCAGAGGGAGGAGGUGAGGAAGCCUAGCGCAGUGGCGAGGAAUCCCUACGAUGGUGAGAUCAUAUCUUUGGCAUAAAAUGGAUUUUAAAUUAGAGGGAAGAGCAUGGAAUUCUUUAGGCUUAGGAAGAGCAAUCUGAGCAUGGAAAUCUGCAGAUUAACCAGCCAUCAUAGUUUACCAGUCAGCCCAAUCUUAUGUUUUGCUGGGUGAGAAUUCACUUUCAGAUUUUAAGUGGUGUUAAGGUACACUUCAGCCUUCAAACUGUUCUUUUGUGUGCACAUUGAGCACAAAUCCUAUCAAAUGCACAUUUUAGAUGGGUCAAGGACAGAUUUUGCAGUACAGAAUGUAUGAGAAUAUUUUGAAAAUGAACACUCUUUAAAUAACUCAUAGACCUGAUUACACAGACCAUAACUGAACUUUGCCAGUGUAUUUCUAAUAAAAAUUGUAUAUCAGUUUCA
This is a messenger RNA of Electrophorus electricus (electric eel), 2206 nucleotides long. RefSeq names its product dihydropyrimidinase (gene dpys). NCBI's taxonomy places the organism in Eukaryota, Metazoa, Chordata, Actinopteri, Gymnotiformes, Gymnotidae. Gene Ontology annotation, molecular function: dihydropyrimidinase activity. The record is from RefSeq and is a predicted model, not a curated record. Gene Ontology annotation, biological process: pyrimidine nucleobase catabolic process. Gene Ontology annotation, cellular component: cytosol; cytoplasm.